AUGCCGGACGUGGCAAUGGCGGACAGCACCUUUAACAGUCCGGGGCAAAUCGACAUCGUCAUCGGAGGCGAUACGUUCCGGGAGCUCCACACCGGUCGCAAGCGCUCUAUCGGUAGAGGCAAACCGUGGCUGGUCGAAACCCAUUUUGGUUGGGUUGUCACCGGCAACACUCAUCAUUCGUCCAUCGGUCCGCGGCUGUGCCAUCUAUCUGCAUACGACACUCCACUGGAGGAGACCAUGCAGCGGUUCUGGGAGAGUGAAACCAUAGCCGAGGAUCCUGUGCUAUCGGUUGAGGAGAAUACUUGCGAGAAGCAUUUCGCAGCAACAACUGUUCGCAACUCAAGUGGAAGGACCCUAAAACAGAUUGCUCUUGACCACAAGGAAGAGUAUCCUUUGGCAAUGAACGCGGUCAUGAACGAUUUUUACGUAGAUGAUUUGCUAAUGGGUACCGACGAUUUGUCCGAAGCAAUCGUUAUACAAAGGCAAAUCUCAGACAUGCUAAAUUCAGCUGGUUUCACGCUAAAGAAAUGGGCAUCGAACCGCACCGAAGCAUUGCAGAACGUUUCUUCAGAAGAUGUGGCGUGUGUUAUUUCAUUGACCCACGACUGUGUAUUAACGUUUUUAAUCCGGGUUAACGGUGGUGUGAUCAAAACCGCACAUAAUUUCGCGAUGGCGGCUAUCUGUUUCGCGUGUGCUGUGUCACUGGAUGCUGCCGACUGUAUCGUCGGCUGUGCGUACUGUGAGGCUACUUUUCACCGCGGUUGUUGCAGGCUGCCUUCCGAGCUGAUUGAUGCGGUCCUGACUCACAUCGAUCUGCACUGGAGCUGCACUGGGUGCACCAAUAUCCUGAAAAAUCCGCGCUGCCGAUCAGUCAAAGAGAUCGGGGCUCAGGUCGGUUUUCAAGCUGCUCUCACCUCAACUGUUGCGGCUGUGGGGAAGCUUAUUGAACCGAUUAUCGCCGAGGUGCGCAGUGGAUUUACUCUACUGCAAAAUGCACCCAUACCUCAGCUUUGCAAUACCGAUCCUCGGCCCGUUGCGGGUAGAAAGCGGCGGCGUAUCAUCGAGGAUUCUAUGUCCCCUGAUGUCAACAAAAACGUAAACAUUCGUCAAAAUAACAUGUUUGCAGCGUCAUCGCCAAGCGCGUACACUAACACUACAGUCGGCAUCCCACCCUCGUCUACGCUACCGGAAGAACUCAUGGGAACCGAUUCGCUAUCGUCACCGCUUCGAGCAGCAUUUCCCCAGCCGGCCACAGACAGAAUAUGGAUCCGACUAUCUCGCUUGUCCACUGCCGUCACCGUGGAGCAAGUGGUCGCUUCUGUGAAACGCCGUUUAGCCACCGAUGACGUCCUAGCAUACUGCUUGCUGAGGAAGGGAGUCAGUGUUGACAGCGUAAACUGGCUUUCUUUCAAAGUGAGAGUACCGGCCGCCCUUCGUGACGCAGCACUCGCCCCAUCGUCCUGGCCUGUCGGUAUUGGUGUACGUGAAUUUGUACAAUCCCGUCAACGAGAGCAUGGACACUCAUCGUCACCAAUCACCAUCAAACACCGUUCUCUCACACGCACACCUGUUGUCAUCGAUCGCCGAUCGAUGCCUCGCACACCAACAUCCACUGUCUAUCACGCACCGGCACACGCAUCAACUUCACAGGCUCAAACACUAACAUCACCACAAUUGGGAGAACACACGCUGAACGACACUACUCAUGGUCCUAAUUCAACACUCAUUGACGGCCCGCUUUUAAUUCGCCGCACUUCCAACACCAACUUACAACAGACCACACUUGACCGUUUCUUUCACGAAUAGACGAACCUCUGUUAAGUCUGCACAAACACCUACCUGUUAUGUUCCUGCUGCUAAUGCGCUUCGCACUGCCCGUUCCACUGCCUCUGUUUACUAUCAAAACGUGCGGGGACUGCGCACGAAGGUCGAUGAGUUUCGCUUGUCGGUGUUGGAAUCCAAUUUCGAUGUAAUAGUGCUUACGGAAACCUGGCUCGAUCCUAGUCUACCUUCGGCUUUGCUGUUUGACGAUAGCUUCCGAGUCUACCGAUGCGAUCGUAGUGUUGACAACAGUACAUGUUCCCGCGGUGGAGGUGUGUUGAUUGCGUGCUCUCAGUCUCUGACGUCACGGGAGCACACAACGGUGCAUCCAUCGCUUGAGCUAGUGUGCGUUAUAAUACAACUAGGCAAUUCCCGACUAUUCAUCAUUGCUGCAUACCUCCCGCCUAGACUUGCCGCAAAUGCUGCCACGCUCCGUGAAAUCGAAAAUUGCAUUCGCUCAUUAUGCUCAACUAUGCAUCCCGGAGACGGUUUACUCCUGUUAGGAGACUUCAACCAACCUCUCGUCUCCUGGUCAGCCGCUCAGCAUGAUCCGGAUUUGCCAUUUCUGCAUUAUGAGCCACGUACGCGAUCGGCUCUCUCCGCUCUGUUUAUGGACGAGAUGCAUCAUAGCGGACUCUUCCAGAUCAAUGGUCAUCUUAACACCAGCGGACGCGUCUUAGACCUGGUGUUUGCAAAUAAUGCUGUUGCUUCUGUUUGCCUUCCGCUUGAACUUUGCCUCACCCCGCUGUUAGCAAUUGACACCUAUCACCCGGCGCUUGAGUUGGCCAUCCCGCUACCACGAGAGGAAUCAGCCGUUCCUGCGCUAACAUCACGCCUUGACUACGCGCGGACGGACUUUAACAGGCUCCUGCCGAUGAUCGCCUCGUUCGCGAAUGUCUUCGAUUGUUCCCAUUACGCCACUCUUGACCUCGCUGUGAAAGAUUUUGAGCGGUUCAUGUUGCAAGCCCUGAAUGAAUGCACGCCGGUGAAACGACCUAAACGAGGCCCCCCUUGGGGUGACAGAACGCUGCGCAGGCUCAAAACGGCUAAAGCUGCCGCGUAUCGCGAUUAUUUGUUGCGUAGGUGUCCCGCUGCAUUGCGCAACUAUAACACUGCGCACUCUCUCUAUCGGCGCUAUAACAGGUUCCGCUACCUGGGGCACGUACGGCGUACGGUUUUGCGCUGCCGCGGCAAUUCACGAGUACUGUGGAACUUCGCAAACAAUCGUCGGAAAUCCUCUGGUUUUCCUAGCUCCGUCAGUUACAACGGGCGCAACGGCAACAAUCCGUCUGCUGUAUGUGAUAUUUUUGCCUCGCGCUUUGCCGCCACCUUCCUUCCAGCUGUAACUGAUGAGAGGCAGAUAGCCGACGCAUUAUCAAACGUACCGGUGGAUGCUAUGGCCCCAAACUUGCCGAUCAUCGAUGAGUAUUCAGUCUCGAAAGCGAUUGACAGGCUGAAAUCUUCGUUUGCUCCAGGGCCUGACGGGAUCCCGGCUUCCACGCUUAAGCGUUGCGGCACCACCAUCGCGCCUAUCCUGGCCUCGAUUUUUCGCGACUCGCUGCGUUCGGGCAUCUAUCCUGCCUGCUGGAAAA
Messenger RNA from Anopheles coluzzii, 3413 nucleotides. RefSeq lists its product as uncharacterized. NCBI's taxonomy places the organism in Eukaryota, Metazoa, Arthropoda, Insecta, Diptera, Culicidae. The transcript has 3 exons. The record is from RefSeq and is a predicted model, not a curated record. Bases 1 to 1806 code for a protein of 601 amino acids.